AUGGCCACGUCCGGUGCAUUUGGCGGGAAAUCCUUCCUUGCCGCCGCGGCCAGGCCUUCUUCGAACGUCGACCGGGUGACGGCCCUUUUCUUGCACCCGGGCAUCACCGGGGUAUUUAAGAACGUGGAAUGGCCAGAACAAUUUCCGUUCGAAGAUGAGGAUUUUCAGCGGGAUGAUGUAUCUCCAGAUUCUUUGUUCUACAAGGCUCCUCGUUUCGUUACACAUAUAGAUGAUCCAGCCAUUGCUGCACUUACUAUGUUUUACUCAAAGGUCUUACCUCCAAGCAACAGUCCAGGAGUCAGCAUCCUCAAUAUUUGUAGCAGUUGGAUAAGCCAUUAUCCAGAAGGAUAUAAGCAAGAGAGGAUAGUAGGAAUGGGAAUGAACGAGGAAGAGCUCAAGCGCAAUUCGGUCCUGACUGAGUACAUUAUCCAAGACUUGAAUGUGAAUCCUAAACUUUCAUUUGAAGAUGAUUCCUUUGAUGUUAUCACCAAUGUGGUCAGUGUUGACUAUCUGACUAGGCCUCUUGAUCUUUUCAAGGAGAUGUCUCGGAUUCUUAAGCCAGGAGGUCAGGCAAUAAUGAGUUUCUCCGACCGUUGCUUUUGGACCAAAGCGAUCUCGAUAUGGACAUCGACAGGUGAUACAGAUCAUGUUUUGAUUGUUGGGUCGUACUUUCAGUAUGCAGGAGGAUUCGAGCUUCCUCAGGUAAUAGAGAUAUUACCUAUUAGUUUCACUUGCUAACAUGUAGCGAUGCUAAUCUCUUGAAAAGCAAAGAUACUUAUCGCUUUAAUAUGAAGAGAGUAUGUCAUAAGCAAAACCAGCUUCUGA
Rhodamnia argentea is the source of this 825-nucleotide messenger RNA. RefSeq lists its product as uncharacterized. The record is from RefSeq and is a predicted model, not a curated record. The coding region runs from base 1 to 738 and encodes 245 amino acids. NCBI's taxonomy places the organism in Eukaryota, Viridiplantae, Streptophyta, Magnoliopsida, Myrtales, Myrtaceae. The transcript has 7 exons. Gene Ontology annotation, molecular function: S-adenosylmethionine-dependent methyltransferase activity.